AUCUGUGAUAGACUGGAGCAGUGUAUGCAGUGGAAUUUUCUCAAAGAAGUGGGAGGGACUUGGUCAACAUGGCUAAAAAGAGAACAAAUAUCAUGCCCAUCAUUGAGGAUGCUAGACAUCCAUCAAAGUAUCGAAUGUUAGUUGGCAUAGUAGAUGUCAUAUUUUCAGAUGUUGCUCAGCCCGAUCAGGCAAGAAUAUUAGCUUUGAAUGCAGCUUAUUUCCUGAAAACAGGAGGUCCUUUUGUGCUCUCAAUAAAGGCAAAUUGCAUCGACUCCACCAUGCCUGCUGGCAAAGUAUACGAUAGUGAAGUUGACAGGUUGAGGGCGGAUCUGCUGAAGCCUGCAGAGAUGGUGGCAUUAGAUCGAUUUAAGAGAGACCGUGCCUGCGUCGUUGGCAGUUACAGAGUGCCAAAGAAACAAAAAACUUCUGCCUGACAACUGUUGGAGGUUCAACGCUUGGAUCCCCACUUCCUCAGCCAUUUAGCUUAAAAUUUAGAAUUAUCUCUCUGGGCUUUGCCCUUUCAUUUGAAGAGUUUGUCGGACUUAUUUGUAUCAAGACUUGUGAGUGGAGUCAUUGACUACUAUUGAAGGCUUUUAUAUCAUUUUUUACUUUCAUCA
Molecule: messenger RNA, 617 nt
Organism: Populus euphratica (Euphrates poplar)
Lineage: Eukaryota; Viridiplantae; Streptophyta; Magnoliopsida; Malpighiales; Salicaceae
Product: probable mediator of RNA polymerase II transcription subunit 36b
Exons: 3
Coding region: 69-434 (121 amino acids)
Biological process (GO): box C/D sno(s)RNA 3'-end processing; rRNA methylation
Cellular component (GO): small-subunit processome; nucleolus; box C/D methylation guide snoRNP complex
Molecular function (GO): RNA binding; histone H2AQ104 methyltransferase activity; rRNA methyltransferase activity
Source: RefSeq, a predicted model, not a curated record